Camellia sinensis is the source of this 1935-nucleotide messenger RNA. Its product is annotated as sucrose transport protein SUC2. Gene Ontology annotation, cellular component: plasma membrane; vacuole. Gene Ontology annotation, biological process: sucrose transport. The record is from RefSeq and is a predicted model, not a curated record. Gene Ontology annotation, molecular function: sucrose:proton symporter activity. NCBI's taxonomy places the organism in Eukaryota, Viridiplantae, Streptophyta, Magnoliopsida, Ericales, Theaceae.
UCUAUAUUAUUUUUGAAAUAAGAUAAUAAAGAUUCACAAGGCUUCGGACCACAAGUAAUAAGAGAUUAAGGGAUAGUAGAUAAUCUAUGUAAGUAUGGAACAUGGAGCUGUAUUCAGCACAACUUCUGAACAUGAUCCAGAUGCACCAUCAAGUCCCAUUAGUAAAUUAAUUCUUGUUUCCUCCAUUGCUGCCGGAGUGCAAUUUGGUUGGGCUUUACAACUUUCCCUUUUAACACCAUAUGUACAGGUUUUAGGUGUCCCCCAUCAAUGGUCUAGCUUCAUCUGGCUUUGCGGCCCCCUAUCUGGCUUGAUUAUCCAACCUAUAGUCGGUUACUACAGCGAUCAUUGCACCUCCAAGUACGGUCGCCGCCGUCCAUACAUAGUCUCAGGUGCUGUCCUCGUCGCCUUUGCCGUCAUUCUCAUUGGCUUUGCGGCUGACAUGGGCAACAUAUUAGGUGACUCUCUAAUAGAAAGAACCAAACCUAGAGCAGUUGUUAUAUUCGUGAUAGGGUUUUGGAUAUUAGAUGUUGCAAACAAUACAUUACAAGGUCCAUGUCGAGCUUUUUUAGCGGAUCUCUCAGGGAAUAACCAUUCCAAAAUGAGCGCUGCAAAUGCAUUCUUUUCAUUUUUCAUGGCUGUUGGGAAUGUCUUGGGUUAUGCAGCCGGAUCAUAUCCUCGACUAUAUCACAUUUUUCCAUUCACGAAAACUAAAGCCUGCGAACCUUAUUGUGCCAACCUUAAGACUUGUUUCAUUUUCUCCAUUCUCUUAUUAACAAUCCUAACCACAUUGGUUUGCUCCUUAGUGAAAGAGACACCACUCUCGUCAAUAGAGGCAAACAAGAAUGGAAAGGAAUUAGGAGAGGAAUCAAAAUUAUUUUUCAGUCAGCUUGGGUCAGCAUUGAAAAACAUAUCAAAACCAAUGUUUCUUCUACUCGCAGUAACAAGCUUGAACUGGAUUGGCUGGUUUCCAUUCACCUUGUAUGAUACUGAUUGGAUGGGGAGAGAAAUAUAUGGAGGAAAAGCUGAUGGAACAGCCAUCGAAGCAAAGUUGUAUGAUAAAGGCGUGAGUAUAGGAUCAUUAGGACUAAUGUUGUAUGCAGUGACUCUAGGAUUCAUGUCACUGGUCAUCGAGCCUAUGGCGCGUUGCCUUGGUGAUGUAAAACGAGUAUGGGGUCUUGGAAACUUUCUACUAGCAACUUGCCUGUUGUUAACACUGGUAGUCACUAAGAUGGCUAAGAAUGCUAGGGGUAGCAUCCCUAAGCCCCCUCCUUCUGAUGUCAAAAACUUGGCAUUAGCUAUUUUUGCAGUGUUGGGUAUCCCACAAGCAGUUACUUUUAGCAUCCCAUUUGCUCUAGCUUCAAUAUUUUCCAACGCAUCUGGAGCCGGUCAAGGACUUUCUUUGGGACUUUUGAAUAUUUCGAUUUGUAUUCCACAGAUGAUCGUAGCUUUGAUUAUUGGGCCGUUGGAUGCUGCAUUCGGAGGUGGUAACUUGCCUGGCUUUGUCAUGGGUGCCAUUUCAGCUGCAAUAAGUGGGAUAUUUGCAUUUGUUUUGCUCCCAAAUUCAACUCGACAACAGGAAAACUAAACUGAGGAGCCCUUGAAGUUGCUGUAUAUACAUGCAUGCAUAGGCUAGUGUACCAUUUGGAUCUUGAGCAAGUGCAUGCGUGCGUUGCCAGCCAUAAAACUAGGGGACAUGAGAUUUUAGUGAAAUUUGAUAGAAUAAGUUUCGGAAGACAGAAACAUAUAUCACUUAAUAAAUAUAAUAAAAAGCGUAUUCAUUCAUUUACAUUCUAUAUUUAUUUCAGCGUUUCGUUUUUUGUGCUUGUAACAAAAUUAAUGUUUUUAAAAAAUAUAGAAUUUUUCUGGACAUCGUUUGGCCAAACAUGAUGUCCAUAUUUGCAAGAAACAGUACAUUGUGCUGAGGCUACAACUUCA